Symbiodinium sp. CCMP2456 is the source of this 5181-nucleotide messenger RNA. The record is from the annotation of a GenBank genome assembly. Lineage: Eukaryota; Dinophyceae; Suessiales; Symbiodiniaceae.
AUGGUGCGGGCCCAGCCUAGGUCAUGGCAGCCUAGGCGAGGAGCCCUUCGACCUGGUGACGUGGUCCCCGAUAUAGGGGAGGACCUUGAGCAGCAAGAUGUUGCUGCCGACGUGAAUGAGCCCAAUCAAGGAGACGAUCCUGGCGGCGGCCCGCCCGGAGAGCCUCCUGGUGAUCCUCUAGAAGGAGAAGGAGAUCCCUGGCGACGAGCUGAGGACCCCGGCGCGGCACCCUGGCAGCCACACCCGUGGCGUACUAGCCCGGUCUGGGGUGGAGAAUGGCAGGACCGGGUGCACCGGGGACACGACCAUGAUGAAUGGCAUGGCGCAGGCUGGUCACAAGGAAGCUGGGAUAGCAGGACUUCCUGGCCGGCAAGCGGCAUACUCAGCAGCAGACAGCUCAGGGACUUCCACACAGCUGAGUUACCCAAGAUAGGGAGUUUUGGCGAGCACGGCUGGCAAGGCGGCGGCGAGACGACUUCGAGAAGAAUGAGCUGGGCCACCGCCGGCCAGUGGGACAACGGCUGGCCGGCCGAUGCGCAGGCCCCCUGGAGCUGGGGCAAGGACAGGCCCACUGAGAAGGUUUCGGUGCCCGAGUUUGAGGGCACAGGGGCCGACGACUCGGAGAUCGGCAAGAGCGCGCGGAGCUACAUCCGGAAGGUCCAAGUUUGGCUUCGUUGCACGCGCUUGCCGCCAGAGCAGCGCGCUUUGGCACUCUACAAUGCCCUCUCCGGGCGUGCUUGGAUCUACGCGGAGGAGCUCGACAUGGACACCCUAGCCUCGGCCCAUGGUGUGCCCUACUACCUGGAAUGGGUGCAGACGAGGUUUGCGGAGGUCGAGCUGCACAAGAUCUCGCAGGUGAUGGGCGAUCUUUUUAAAAGUUGCAAGCGCCGCCCGGAGCAACCGAUCCGCGACUUCAUCGUCGAGUACGAGAGACUACUUCUUCGCCUUCAAGAAGUGCAGUGCGAGCUCCCGAGCAUGGUCAAGGCCUGGUUGUUUGUGGAUAAGCUCCGGCUGAGUGAGAGUGAGGAGCUAGCUUUGCUCUCAAGCGUGAACAACCAGUGGUGCGUGAAGCGGCUCCAGCAAGCCGCCCUCCUGCAAGAGAGGUCGUUUCGCAAGGCCGGCCAUCCGGGCAACGAAGGCAAGAACGGCUGGCGUGGGAACGGCCGUUGGCACAAGAACACCGUGCACAUGACCGCCGCCGCGGAGGAAGACGAUGAAAGUGAGGGCAGCGGUGGGGCUGCCCAUGAGUCGGACAGCGACCUGGUGCCGGAGGACGUGGCAGCGGACCACCACACGGCCUACGUCGCCUACCAGGCCGCUAAAGACCGCUACAAGGCGGCCACCCAGGGCCGUGGCACAGACCAAGCUGAGGUGAAGCGUCGUGCCGAAGAGCGCCUUAGGCUUGCAAAAAGCCGCAGCUUUUGCAGUGUAUGCAAAAGGCGGGGCCAUUGGCAUAAAGACGAUGCCUGCCCCUUGAAGGGAAAGAGGCCCGAGAACAACCACAACAGCCCCGAGAAGACGGCCCACGAGUGCCAUGCGGUCCACCUGGUGCACAUGACGGAGCAGGCCGCCGAGCCCGAUGGUGCGAUUCCCCCGGGCCCCGACGUGCUCACACCGUGGCUUGCCACCACGUUAAACACGAGGCGCGAGGAGACCUACCUGGAGGAGCCGAUCCGCGAGAACCCGGAGGGCACGAUCGACAAGGGCAAUUGUGCCCGGGGGGCCCAGACACCAUGUAGGGUGUACAUGGCGGGCCCAGGUGGAAAACACACGGCGGCGGCGCCCAUGCUGGCAAUCAUAGACACGGCCUGCACCAAGACCGUGGCUGGCCACGACUGGUUUGAAGCCUAUUGUGAGCUGGCUUCGGAACACGGCUUUGCGCCUGAGAUCGUGGAGGAGGUCGACCAUUUCAAGUUCGGGGCCUCCCGGACUCAUCGUUCGAACUUCUCGGUGCGCGCAUGGUUCGCCCUGUCGGGGCGCCUUUUCCAGACUUCUGUGGCCGUGGUCCCGUGCAAGGUGCCCCUCCUUUUGAGCCGGCCGGCCCUGAGCGCACUAGGCCUCAUCUACGAUGUUGCCGGCCAGACGGUUGCCUUUACAAAGCUGUUCCUGAGCAACCUCCCUUUAGAGUACAGUGCCACCGGCCAUCCUGCAAUACCAGUUGGCCAGUUUUGCGGCGCACGGCCGCCUACCGACAAGAGCCGAGCCGAGCAGCUUGUAUGGGUGCCCGAGCAGGAAGCAUACAUGGCGCACGGGGGCAUCACGGGGGAGGCGGCAUCAGGAGAUCAGGGCUUCAAGGCAUUGUUCUUCCCCAAGAAGGUCCCCACGGUCGUUCGUGAGAUGUUAGAGGGUGCUUGGGAUUCGGGAGGCCAGGGCUUCAUGGCAUGGUGGCGCACAGCAGAUCAGUCUAGAGACUUCUGGGUCGAGACCCCCACAGAGAUGAUCCGCGUUCACAUGGUGCCCCGUAAGAGCGUGAAGAGUUGUCUUGUGGACUUUGGGUCGGCCGCAGCCGAUUCUCCAAAGUGGCCAAGCCCCCGCCCGACUCCUUUGCGACCCGCGCGGAGGCACAUGGCCUCGACCACGUCCGUAUGGAAGCUCAAGAAGGCGGAGAUCAUCGAGGAGUUGCGCAGCUAUGGGGUUCCUUGCCACGAGCGGUGGCUGCUACCGGAGCUGCGGAACAUCUUGCAGGAGCAGCGCGCAGCCCGAGCACCACCGGCCGAGACCGACCCCAUGAAGGGGAUCUCCAAGCUGAGCCUCUCCGAGCUGAUCACGCGGUGCCAGGAGAACCAGAUCACCUUGCCUUCGAAGCCCACCCGGGGAGCCUUGAUUGCGCUUCUUCGUUCCUCGACCCAGGCCCCGGGGGAGAGACUGUUGCCCUUCGGCAAGUUUCGCGGCUGGAUGUACAAGGAGACUCCCGAGGGCUACCGGCAGUGGGCCCAGGCAGAAGUGGAGGCGAAUGCCAAUCACAGCCCCGACCUGGCGGCCUUCGCGAGCUGGGCAGCGGCCAAGGACGAGAAGACGAAGGAGAAGGCCACCAGCGAUGCCAACAAGACGAUCAAGGACCUGACCGAGGACCCGGAGGUGAACCCCAAGGUGCCGGUGCCCACCGCCAAGGCCCUGGGCUUAGCAGCUGGCGCGACAAGCUCAGACGAGCCUUCGGGACCGUGGGUCAAGGUGCCGGUGCGAGGGGCCGCGCCGAAGAGAUCCUGGCUGCGCCGCCCACGCGAGGACGAGGAGACCAGCGACCUGGAGGCCGAGAUUCCCGAGGAGGCGCAGCAGGAGAUAGAGAAGAUCGAGGUGAGCGAUGACGAGGCCGACGUGGGGCACGCCGAUUCCGAGGAUGGACGGCGGGACACGGGGCGGCCUUGCUACCACCACGAAAGCACCACGAGCGACUAUGAGGCCGCACCGGUAGCGGCACGGAACCCAAUCUAUAUCACUGAGGGUGACCUGGGCGAGGCCACCGACGAGGACGAGGAGCCCGAGGCCUACGACCAGAACGAGCAGGCCACCAUCCGUGAGAAGAUCGCCGCUGGAGCUCGCCGACGCAGGCGGGCAAAGGAAGGGCUAGGGAAGCGUGCUCAGCGCAGCCUGAAGGGAAUCCUCCAGGCAAUGGUCUGCUACUGCACGGUCGCGGCCGCUCACACAGCCGAGGUCUUGGAAGGCCCGGCCCGGGACCUAUGGAGCGUUUUCCAGAGCGAGCACUACGACCCCGGCGCUGGCGAGACCGGGGCCGACUUCUUGGAGAUCUUUGCAGGCAAGGCCCACAUCUCUCAGGCCGUGGCCCGGGCGAAGGGGGCCGUGCUGGAACCACUUGAUCCCCGAUACGGGCACGACCUCUACCACCAUGACUUCCAGGAGGCCGUCUUGGAGACUGUGGCGGCGGAGCGGCCACGGAUGAUUUGGGUGCACCCUCCGGACCGCCGUCGGGCGAGGGCGCGAGAACAAGGUCUAGUUCAUUUCCUGGAGCGCUUGGCCUCGGUCCAAAGUCGGAACCGCGGCUUUUUCGCGGUACAAAAUCCCCGUGGCUCGGAGCUCUGGCGGCACCCUGUCUUGGAAAACUGGAUUGAUGAGCAGCGGGCCGAGUUUGCCGAGGUUGACCUCUUCGGGGGCGGGCCCCGGGAUCAAGCAGCCACGGCCCCGAGACGUAAAGGGAUGUCGGUGUUGACUUCGUGCCCUGACCUUUCUGCGGCUAUCAACGCCCGCGACUUCGGCAACAAGCGGCUCACAGGACCCCCUGGAGUGGACUUGUGGGGCGAGGCAGCCCACCCCUAUGACUUCGCAAGGCUGGUUGCCAGGACAGUGCUGAAGGCCAACAGGCGCGGGAGCUACGAGGUGAUGGCUGCAGACGCUGGUGGCCCGAGUCCGUCCUCUUCGGCGGCACCGGCCGGGGAAGGCGAAGCCCAUGAGGAACCCGUGGGUGCGGACAGCAUCUCCUUUAAGGGCAAGGUCAACCCGGCUGUGGCACAGAUCUUGAAACGACUACAUCAGAACCUCGGCCACCCCCCGAACCGGGAGCUGAUACGGCAUCUUCGAAUAGGCGGGGCCGGCCCCGCCCUGGUGCAAGCAGCCGAACAGCUGGUGUGCCGCACAUGCAACCGCAGCACCAAGGCCAAGCUGCCCAGAGUGGCUAAACCCGUGGUCGCCUUAGACUUCGGAGAGGUGCUCUCCAUUGACGUCAUCUGGCUGGAGGCGGCUGACAGCGAGGGCGCGGACAUCCCUGCCCUCAACAUGGUCGACGUGGCCUCCACCUAUCAGGUGGUGUACCCCCUUGCUGGGACUAAGUCCGAGGACGCCGUGAAGGCUUUCAUGAACGGAUGGGUGAGUUGGGCAGGGGCGCCUCGCUUCUUGAUUGGGGACCUUGACUCCGCCUUCAAGGACCAGUUCCUGAAUUACCUCGACCAGCAGGCCAUCCACAUCCGCUGCGCGGCGGGCCAAGCACACUGGCAAAACUCGGUGGCAGAAAGGCAGGGCGAGAGCUGGAAGGCGGUAUGGAAGAAGCACGUGGAGGCCAAUUUGAUCCUUAAGGAAGAGGCCCCCGAGGCGAUUGCCGCUAUCAAUGCCGCGAAGAACAGCCUUAGAAACCGCUCCGGGUAUUCACCUCGCCAAUGGCUUUUUGGCGCGAAUCAGCGGCUCCCGGGCGAUCCUUUUGAUGCGCCCGAGGAGGACGGCAUCCACGACCUG